AUGGAGUUAAGAAAAAAACAAGAAAUUGACUUUAGAGAAUCAUUGUAUCAAGUAAAAAUCUUUAUUCUAUAACAAGGAAAUUGAUAAAAUUUAGAAAGUAUUUGUAUUCUAAUGUAAAUUUCGAUUUAUACUUCCGAUAUAGUAUCCAAGAUAGUAAUAAUAGAGUAUUCCUUUAAUUUUAUAAGAAGUCUCACAAUAAUAACAAAAAACUUCUCUAAAAUAGAAUCUAACACUUACAUAGCAGACUUAAUCUCAUAUGUUAUAGAAUCGAGCACAAAAAUAAAUAUAUUAGUUGUCUAUUGAUCUUUCAUAUACUUAAAUAAUGUUUGCUGUAAUAAAACACAGGUGGCUUGAAUUAAUCAAAAAAAUUAUUCUGAAUAGCUUAUUUAAUUAUAGAAUCCAUAUCCAAGUGUGUAAAUUUAAGCUCGACUAAUGUGGAUAUAUUAUUAAAAAUGGAGAUUUAAAAUACUUAAUUAGAUGCAUAUUUUUUGAGCUUUUUCAAAAAUUUUCUUAUAGUUUAUGCCAUUCUGAAUUAUAAUUAUUGAUUGGAGAUUCUCAUAUGAGUUUCUAUAAUUAAUAGAAUGAUGAAUUAUAUUAUAAAUUGAGUCUUCUAUUUGUAGAAUCAUAAAAUACUAAGAAGGUAUUGAAAUGUUUCAAAUUCUCAUAUGAUUUAGAAUAUAAUUCAAGUGUGAGAGAUUUAAGGGAAAGAAUUUUAGAAAAUAAUUUUAUUAAAAGACAAUAAUAGAUCUAAUAGCAACAAUAAUUCAAAUACUGGUCUUCUAGACUAUUUUGGUUUGGCAGUAAAUGCUGCCAAACAUAUACAAAAAUCAUUUUAAUAACAAUAGGCUAAAUAUUAGCCUUAGCCUUAAAACUUUUAUAAUGAAAAAAAAUUUUAUCUGAUAAACGAUGAUCCAUAAAAUAGUUUCUCUAGAAGAGCAAUAAAGAAGGAGGUAGCUCCUCCUUCUCCUAGAAAAAAGAUUAAUCACCCUAAGCCUAUUUUUUAUAAAGAAUAUUAACAUAAUAAAUAUAAGAAAUAACUGAAGAUUCUUUUGCGUUCUCAAUAAUAAGCUAAUUAAUCAGAACACAUAAGAAUAAUUUAUUGA
Molecule: messenger RNA, 1103 nt
Organism: Paramecium pentaurelia
Lineage: Eukaryota; Ciliophora; Oligohymenophorea; Peniculida; Parameciidae
Source: the annotation of a GenBank genome assembly